GCUGACAUUUCUCAAAUUUUUCACAUUUUCAUGAAGAAAUACACCAUCAAAAUCUUUAUCAAGAACUUUUUGAAGAUGAACAUAGUGUAAUAAAUUUCCUUGGCUGAGUGACCAGGAUGUAUUCUGAGUGGAAGUCACUUCAGUCUGCCAUCCAGACAGAUGACAGUAACAUCAGUGUCCUCCACAGCUUCCCUGAUACAGUUGGUAAAGAUGUUGCUGGUUCUGUAGUGAAACACCUGGCUCAGAAUCUCAGUCUUGGUGUGAGCAACAGUGAGCCAAGUAAGCUCAACAAUGACAAGGAGGUCAAGUGGACUAUGGAGGUUCUGUGUUAUGGACUGAAUCUUCCUCUGAGUGAACUCGACACUAUUAAGGAUUGUGUGAAUGUCUACUGUGACUGGAUGACAGCCCUGGUCACACCCAAGGCUUGUGUACCAAAGCCGGUGAAGGAAGAACCCAACAAGUAUGCACAGGAUAUGCUUCAUCAUCUCUAUAACCUGUUUGCACCAAGAGACGAGAGAGGCACCGACUUGGUCAAGCGUCAGGCUGUUCACUGCCACAGAGUGCUGCGGACUGUGCAGCAUGUUGCCAACGAUUCAACCAUUAUGACUAGGGAAACAUGGGAGACAUUACUCAAAUUUCUUUUAGCAAUAAAUGACACAUUACUUGCUACACCAACCGUCAAAGAUGAUAUUGGUGACCAGCUGUGUGAGAGGGUGCUGAGUGUUCUCUUUGAGUUGUGGUUGUUGGCCUGCGCUAAAUGCUUCCCAGCUCCUUCUCUGUGGAAAACAUUCCGUGACAUGAGCUCAAAUUGGCGGCACCAUGAGGCACUAGUGAUCCAGUGGCAUCGCGUUAAUGCAAUCCUUACAUCAAAGCUAAUCAAGUUUAUGUAUGGACCAGAAUUUCCUGAACUUGCCAUAUCAGAAGAUGACUACCCCAUCAUUCCAGCAGACAUGGAUCGUGACUGUGUGGCACAGUCCUGGUUCAGAUUCCUGCACGUCAUCAACAACCCGGUGGAUAUGUGUCGGCCGCACGUCAUCAGCCAGACUCAGAAGUUUCUGCACAUGGCCUUGACCAGUGAGGCUGUCAUAGAACCUAGUCAACAUGAAUGUUUAGCAAUACUGCCCCAGAUAUUCUUCCGUGCCAUGAGAGGGAUAUCAGUUCUUGUUGAUGCAUUUCUUGGUAUUUCUCAGUCCAACCGUGAUGAUGCAUUGCUCAACCUCGUUAGUCGCCAGACAGCAACCAUCACAUCCUCCACACCUCCUCCUCGCCGGGCAGACAAGAAGAGCACAGGAAGUCAAGGGGGAAAAAGUCAGAAAAGUGUGUCGACUCCAAAACUGCAGGCGAAUACGACCUUGACACCUUCCAACAGCCCGGGUCAUGUGACACUUGAGUCCCUCCCACCACUUGCUCCAGCCAGACCUAAGUGUAACAGCAUUCUACACCUGUUUGGAGCGUGGCUUGUUGAGGCAGCCAUCGCUGGAGUCAAGGUCCAUGGCAACCAGUCCAGCAACAGCGUUCUGCACAUGAAACUAAAGCGUCACCUUUCAAUUCCACCAUCGAGACGCACUAGCUUUAUUAACGAGAGUGACAACGUACGUCGUCGUUCCAUGCCUCUAGAUGCCAUGUUGAAACUGUCGUCGUCACACGGAGAGAUCCUCGUUGACAACUACGAAGCUGGUCGAGCAGAAGCAUGUGGUGCCCUCUGUAGGAUCUUUUGUGCACAUAAGACGGGAGAAGACAUCCUACCAGUAUAUCUGUCCAGGUUCUACAUUGCCAUGCACUAUGGACUCAGGGUUUCAGAACCAGAGAAUUUCAGCAGUCAAGUUCUCGCCAACAUUCUGUUUAAUUCCCCGAACUUGCUGAGAGUCGACCUUGAUGGUGUGAUGGUGCUAGUCCCACAGAUGCUGGAUUCUCUUGAGUUGGUCUUGUCGGAUACCCUGCCAAAAAUAAACACAUUUGACCAGAUUCCGCAAGUAGAACUGAGGAAGGCCUCCAUACAUCUCCUCUUGUCCAUGAUCUGUCUGCCUCUACACUUCAAAGACCUACAGAUUAAACCUUUGAUACCAAAUAAUGAUAUGUCAGAACCAACACGUACAUUCCUGAGCCUGAAGAUGAGGUUGAUAGAACUCUUAAUGAAGGCUCUCACCAUUGAGGCCGACCCUGCAAAUACACAUUUGCUUCUUGGAGGCUUAUUGUUGAUUGUUCAGGAUUUAGCUAACUGUGAGACAGCUGAGCAGACGACACUACAACAGACACAUGACUUGUUAAGUGGACCAGAGCCAGAAACGUCAAGCAUUGGUAGUGGCUCAUCGAACAAACCAACUAGUCUCAACCUGGAAGGGGAGUCUGGACUGAAGACGAAAGAUUUUGACACCUCAUAUGGUCUUUUUGGUGGUGCUGCAUCAUUGGUCUGUAACCGCCUCAUGGCCACGUGGAAAACAGACCUCAAUAUCGCCUUGUCAGCCAUGGAGGUGCUAUCCGGUCUGGCCAAGGUCCACUUGAACACACCAAACCAUCUCAUGUGCAAGCGGACGGUCAAAUGGAUCUGUGACUUCAUCGUGUACCAGUGCAGCCGGCCCCCGCCUGCUCACUCCCGAGACCUUCACUCGAUGAUCGUGGCAGCGUUCCAGUGUCUGACCCUGUGGUUGGUGGAGCACCAUUACCUGUUGCAGGACAAGGAGUGUUUACAUUACGUCUUGGAGGUAGUUGAGCUUGGCAUCUCUGGCAGCAAGUCACAGAAUCUGGCACGAAAUCAUGAGUCCAUGACUUUAAAAAUAGACAAGGACUCGAAGUCUGUGUCCAUGUUAAAGAAUCGUGCCAGCGAUGUGCCAAAGAUGAAAGGGGAGAAAGAGUUGAUGCCAGCUUCCAUGAGGGUCAGAGAUGCAGCAGAAUUAGUCCUGACUACUAUCAUGGAACAAGUGGGUUCUUUCCCUCCUCCAUGUGGACCAGAGUCACCCUACUCCCUGCUAGACGAGGACUCAUUGCUGCGGUAUUGCAGGGGCGGCAGUAUACCAGAGCAUGGUUUCAACUUUCGCUACUUUGUGUUGGAGAAUUCCAUCAUCAUUGGCCUGCUCGAACAACCACUUGGCAAUGAACAAGACCCACUGCCCACAGUCACAGCCAUCGUCAGGGGACCGUUUGGUCGACAUGCUUGGACGAUGCAGCUGCGCCAUCUACCAAGACACCACAAGGUUGCAUCAAAGGCGUACCUAUCGGACCCCGGUAGACCCCAGCCUAGGAAUGACAUUGGUAAACAGUACAACAUACGACAUCGCUACUUCCCCGAUAUGGUUGAGAAGAUUCCGCUAACGAAUGCUGACAAGAGCAUUCCUCCACUGGAGUCGGUCGUCCCCGAUAACCAGCAGGCAGACCAUGAAAAAUUGAAGCACUUCAUCGAGAAACAGGCAGAGCUUGAAGCUGGCAUUGCUGCCAGGGUAAAGAAGGAAAAAGCUCAGCGUGAAUUCCCGGACUCAGCUACAGAAUGCAAGCCACCAACCAUCACCCAUGAGUUCCAGACAGCUCGGUUAUUCCUUGCUCAUUAUGGCUUCCUCUCACUUGAGGCGUUGAAAGAGCCGACCAACAGCAGUAUCCCGCCUCCCCUCUCCAUGCUCAACCACACCCAGCCAGGCUACCUAAGCGCCCUGGAGGCUCUUGACAGUAUUCCCAGCAGAACCAAUGACACAGCUUAUGUCUUCUAUGUCAAAGCAGGGCAAAAAACCGCUCCAGAGAUACUCAGUAAUGUGCUUUCAGAGAAGAAUGUGCAGUCUCACUUCAUGGAGUUCCUGUUGGCACUCGGAUGGCCGGUUGAUGUGAAGAAGCACGCUGGGUGGACAGGGAACCCGGUCACCAGCUGGAAGAUAAUUGAGGAAGGAGACGAAGGUGAUCCAGGUGCUCCCUCCAACACAGGUGGAAGCCUGUAUGACGGGCGUAAACAGGUGCUCUACUGGGCUGAUGCAAGCUCCGAGGUGGUGUUCAUUGUACCCUCCCCCGAUACGUAUCACGAACGGAGACGAGCAAGUCUGGAUUCUGUGGGAGUCACAUUCCGUUUCCAAUCCUCAGACCGGACUACCAAAACAUUAGACUGUCCCAUACAUAUUUCAAUCUCAACCCCAAAUUUUGGCGAAACCAGCCCGACACAAUCUCAGCGGAAAAUCUAUCAAAAAAUUGCUCCACAAACUUGGGCAACUGGUGCUGAAAUGAGUCGAAGGCUGCGGGAUUCUCCCCCGAACUCCAGUCCUGUUUGUAGUCCAACCUUGCGUCAACAUGCCCGUUUACGCCAUGAGAAUGGCGAGGUUGAUAGAACAAGCCAUAAAUCGUGGUCCCCUCUGUUGCAACGUCUAUCUCUUGUGCCAUCGCAUCACCACGUAAAGCAACCCCAAGGAGAAGAUGGAGGGAUGGCAUGGGCCUCUGCCCUCCGGUUCAGUAGUAUGUACUUAAAAGAUAAGUCUCCAGUUCUUAGUGGGGCCAAGGGACGAGAGGCCAUGAAGCCAAAGAGCCUCUCUCUGGAUCUGGACGCACCCCCAAAGACAGAGAAGGAGAGCCCUAGUACGCCGACAGAGACGUCACGAGGGCUGAGGAAGAUUGGGCGGACGAUAAGCAAUAUGGGUGGGCCAGAUACGAAAGUGUUCAUUGUGUGGGUGGAGAGUUUUGAGGAUGGGGAGAACAUUCCUAUAAAUGAUCUUGUGUGUGCCACCAACCCUCAAGCAGAGAAGGACAAUGUGACAAGCAGUGGCUCAUCUCUUGCCAGUCAGACAAGCAACAAAGAUGCCAACAUCUGUGUCAUCCUGAUUCACUCUCUCAAGAGUGGCUUGUUCAGAAUAGGAUUACAGGGUCACAGUGGUCGUAUCAGUAUGGCCGGUCCAUUGGUUGAUGGUAUGGUUGUGAGCAGGAGGACGUUGGGAGCAUUGGUCCGGCAGACGGCCAUCAACUUGUGCAGGAGAAAACGACUGGAGAGUGAAGUAUACCAGCCGCCUCAUGUCAGGAGGAAACUACGCAUCCAGGAGAUCACAAACAAAUUCCGCAGUCGGAUGAACGAGCCAGAAUUCUACACUGCGUUGUUCCAGGAUACAACGAAAUGACUCGUGGGUGACCAGUGCACUGCAGAGACUAAUCUAAACGGCGGACAAAACAUGAAUGGCUAUGUUAGCAGAGACUACCGGAAAACAUCAGAAACUAGACAACACAGGGAACAGGAUGAGUGCAGUCAAGUUAAUUUUGUUGGGCGACCAAUUACUGAAUCGGUGUCCAUAAAGAUAUAUGAAACAGCACUUUAAUAAAAGCCGUCACAGUAUCGUGGGGAGAUGUGAUAUUGAUAGCAGACUCUAUUUGUAGCUGUAACUGUAUAAGUUUACAAGAUGUAUUAUUACAUUUUACAAUAUCCAUGCCGGCCAUGAUUUUGGUCCAUUUCGUAUGCAACAAAAAACACAGAGUGUCACUUUUUCUAAGAACUAGCACUGAGGGGAUACAUCUUUAGAAGGCAUAACGCACAAGAAUCUUUUAUCAUAUUUAUUGGCAAAUCUAUUGAUUCGUUCAAACUGUCAUAAUCAUAGAUAUAGGACUAAUUUCUGGUAGUCUGCUUCUUGUGGUGGUAGCUGUUCUGUGAAAUGGACCUGGCUUUGUUCACAUGUGCUUAUUUGUGGCAGAACAAUCAAUGUGUACAAGACUUGCAUCAUUUGUCUCGUCCAUUUGAGUUGUUUCUGUUCGUUCUUUCUGCUACUUCUGUAAACAAACUAGUUGGUGGUCAGUGUUUUGCUUACCGUUUAGGUUGGUGUCGUAUGGUCUUGGGUGUUCACUGUGUGAAUGUAAUAGGGUGUGCCAAGCCAUCAGUGUAACUGGAAAUGUGUGUUCUAGGUCAUCAGUGUAACUGGAGGAGUGUUAGUGUUUUCAUGUAUUCCGGGUAAUGUGCGAUGUCGAUUCUAGUAGUGUUUGUGACUUGUAACAGAGAAGGGAUUGGAGAAUUUUAAAAGAAGUGAACAUUAUGAUGUAGAGCUGGAAAGGAAUUAGUUACCUUGAUUUGUUUUAAGUGUUGUGAUUUGUAGGUGGUGUUAUUUUGGAAUCAAACGUAUGGUGCUAAAUUCUUAACUUGUAUUAUGGGGGAGGGGUCCAUUUAAUGUGUGCUCUAUUACAUGUUCUACACUGCAAGUAGUUGGAGUGUAGGUAUUGUACUCAAGUUAUUUCAGUCAGGAGUUUAAGGGGGGUUUUCCUCCAAAAUCUUUCUCAAAAUCCAAUUUGAGGACAAAGUCACAAUCAGACUGCCAGGAUGCGAUCACUUUAGGACAAUAAAAUAUUGGCAGUCUGAUUGUGACUUUGUCCUCAAAUGUACUUAUUCUUAUUCGUUCGUAAACUACAACAUCUCCUUUGAAAUGCAGGACAUUAUAUUAUCACAGAAAUAACUGAAUUUCUGUUGUAUUUAUAAUCAGAGUUCUAUGCAAUUGAGAGUUGUUUAAGAAAAUGUAUUCAUUCGUGAUUUACAUGUUUCGUUUUGAUGAGAUUGUGGGUCUAAAAUGAAAUCGCUUUGUCUAAAGUGACAUCUGUUAUUGGUAGAAUUGACGAAACCCAUGUUAGCCUGUUGGCCUGUAGGUUUGCCUGUAAUGAGAACUAUUGUGGCUGUCAAUGAGAACCCUGUAACCCCCCUUCUGUAUGUUAGGUGUACAUGUACCACAGGGUUUACAUGGUUCCUCUUCAUUUUUGGUUGCAUAUGCAGAAGAUAGCUAGUAAUCAUGUUACUAGUAGGUGUUGUACAGUUGUGAAGUGGCUGCUUAAAGUUCACACGAAUAGAUAUAUUCAUUGGUAA
Molecule: messenger RNA, 6793 nt
Organism: Lineus longissimus
Lineage: Eukaryota; Metazoa; Nemertea; Pilidiophora; Heteronemertea; Lineidae
Product: ral GTPase-activating protein subunit beta-like
Exons: 31
Coding region: 117-5078 (1653 amino acids)
Biological process (GO): regulation of small GTPase mediated signal transduction; activation of GTPase activity
Molecular function (GO): GTPase activator activity
Source: RefSeq, a predicted model, not a curated record